AGUUGAAGGUUUAGUGCAGAUUUCUGAUAAGCAAGGGAUGCAUAAGUUCUGUUCGAACUGUUUAAGAGCUACGAGGAAUUUGAAAACGAUCAAAAGGGGUAUCUUGAGGUUAGCUGAUAGUGUGACAUCACUUUAUCGAUGCCUAAGUAUUAACGAGACAGCUACAGCAUUGCGUCCAUUCUAUUUUGUGGUCCAUCCAGACCUGUUUGGCCAGCAUCCAAGGGAAAGGGAAAUAAAUGAAGAAUCAUUGAAGAAGUUGCAUGAGUACUUGACGUCAUUACAAAAGACAGGAAAGGCAACUCCAACAGAGCUUGUAUUUUAUGUACGACCACAAAAGAACAAAGAUUUGCGCAGUGUCAAAUUACACCUCAACUCGGAGAGUCUGAGGUCCACAGUCACCUCUGUUCUUUCCUCAGUUCAUCUUCCUUUGGACUUUGUUCACAAUAUUCCUAAAAAGCGUUACCGACCUGUUGAAAUUCGUUGGGAUCCAUCAUACUACCAUGUCACCGGCAAAAAGAACCCAGAUAAGGAAUACUAUAAAAGGAGAAAAGACUGGACACUGCUGGAUUGGUUACAUAAGCACUCAAACAAAGCUGUUGCUAAACGACUGUUGUGCCAGCAAAUUCAACAGGAAAUAGCUGUCCUGGAGCAGCUUGUUGUCUCAGAGAUAGGACUCAAAGACCUCAUUUGGAAGAAUGACUGGGGCUUCAUCCACUGUCUAGCUUCUCUGAAAUCAUUUCAGAGACUGCACCAUGAACAUCCAGGUGUAACUCGUCAUGCCCUCAAAGAUAAGACGCUAGUGUUCAGUAAGCAGACUGGAGUGAGUGCUGGUGGAGAUAUUGUGUUGAGUAUUGAGGCAGUACCAACUGAUUGGCUUAAGAUGCUGUCCCUGGUAGAUGCCUACAAGAGUAUGGUUAACAGAUUACCAUAUAUGGAAAGGAAAUUGUCUGAACUUCUCGCCAACAUCCAUAUCAGUCAUCACGAUAGACUUAUAAUGGCUGAAGAGUAUGAACUUCUUUUAAACCAGAUUCUGAACGUUCUACGUUGCAGUCAGGUAGAUGUGGAUCGUUACUUGCAUGAUGGAGAUCUUUCACAUCUACAGCUGAUUGUAGAGGGAGGUGAAGCUCCCCUGACCUUGUCCACUAGUGGUCAGUUCAUUGUGCCAGCUACAGUGCCCGGCUCCAUGAUUGUGAAGUUUAUUGCAGAAAAAAAAGAAAUCGCCUUCACACUGAUUCAAGAUAUGGAACUGUUGAUGAAGAUGGAGUAUGUUAUUAGAGAACAAUGCAUGCACCGUCUGCAACUGACAUCACUUGAUCGGGACGAGAGCGUAACACCUAAACAAAUGAUCACCUGUUGUGAAAGACUGUUAGAUGAUGCAGUGUACCUAUCAGAACUGUCAGGAGGCAGUGUCCGCGUGUCUAACUAUUAUGCUGUAAUGAAGGAUGGAGGAGUAUCAAUACCUUGGAACUGGAAAAGUGAUAUAUCAUAGCAUGGACAUAGAUGUAACCAAGUCUGUGAUCAUUGUGUUGGUUAGUGUUAAUAAUGGGUUAUAUAAACAAUAGUCACCCUUUCAUCAGAAUUGUGACCUUUAAAGAAUAUUUUGGUUACUUCAUAUGAAUAUAUUGAAGUUUGUUCUGAUCAGAUUCUUGGUAUAUGACACUCUGUAAUUCUAAUGUUUUGUCUUUACCCCGUGCUGUGAUAAGGGUUCUUCAUCAGAGAGGAGUGCCUUUGGUAGUAGUCAAGUGUGGAUCUUCAUAGACUCUACUGUAGCCUUCCCGUAUCAGAUGGUGAUCUGUUGUUGUGUCUCGUCAGUUCUUAAAAAGAGUCUUUUUAUUGAUAUUUGUUGAGAAGUACUGGAUGGAUCUUACUCAGAUUUCAUAUGUAAGUUCCCCUUGGUCCCUAGUUGUUCCCUUUCGAUUUUGAGAACUGAUCAGAAAAAAACUAAAAAAUGGCUGUCAGGAAGUCAUCUAUGUUAUGAAGAUGAAAGUUUAUUUACUUAUCACAAUAUCAUGUGAUGGAGGAUGGAACUUUCUCAGAUUUCAUAUGUACUGUAGGUUCAUUUUGUCCAUAGUGGAGCAAUGUCCAUUUUCAGACUGAUUGGAAAACAAGGGCUGACAAGUGGCUAUAUUUUGACAUUUUUGUAAUUGUAAUUUCUUUAGAAGAUUUUAAGUAAUCAUUCUCCAUUUUCAAGGAUCCCAUUGGUUCCAAAUUAGAUUUACAUAGUUGAAUAAGGGCUGUAUUGAAAAUAAGGAAAAAGAUCCAAUUGUUAUUAAACUAAGAAAAAUCAUAAAAUAGUGAGUGCAAUCUUUUGUUGACAGGUGUAAAUGGUGCUAAAUGUGAAUACCUGUCAAUACAUACUGGUAAUUUAUAGUAUACAUAUGUAUACACAAAAAUUAGAGGGAUUAUAAUGAUAAAAGCUGCUAUCAGAAAAUAUUAUCAAAGAUUGUUUAUUUACCUAUAAUGAAAAAGACACCAAUCUAUCUUGGUCAAUAUCUCAAAAAGAACACGAUAAACAGAUCCAGAUAUAAUUAAUAUACAUUGUAUAAUUACUUGCAAGCUGGACUGUAUACAUGCAUUUGAAACAAGAAAAGAAACAACAUGGCAGAUAAUGUCACAUCUGUUGAUAACUUCAGACAGACUUUCAAUUUAGUGAUAUUUAUUUGUGUGGAGAAAACUGUCAUGUUUGUGUCAAUUUCCUUUAUGGUAGCAACAAAGAGACAUUGUAGUGUUGAGUUGAGGCUCUAGAUGGUAUUAUUUAGUACAAUAGUUUGGUGGGUUAGAGAUGUUUAUUUAAAAACUUUAUGAUAUACAGCUAUAUUGAUAUGACCAUGUAUAGGGCAUUCAAAACAUAUCUUAUAGUCAAAUUGAUUUAUAUAAUUAGUGGUCAAUAAUGGCAUGUCACCUAUUAUUGGCAGUUACAGUAGCAAGAUUGUAAGUUUUUACAUUGUUGAAUAUCAAAAUCCUCAAUCGUGAACAUUUUUCACUCCAGCCUUCCAAAGUCAUGUGUUGUCAGACUCACUACAUGCAGCCAAUGUGACUCCUUUUUCAACGUGGAUUACUCACAGCUUCUGAACACAUUGAUGUUCUUGGGAGUUAUCCAAUGUUAGUAAGAACCAGAACAGAAAAUAGCAAAAGAUACAUUGUAGAUGUCACUUUAUUUGGUGAUCUUAAAAUUGGCUGCUUCAGAUUUUGGUGGUCUGGAUGAAGAACUGACAAAGUUAAUUAAAACUGACUAGCUUAAAAAUUUCCCACCGCACAGUAGGCUGUACUCAGUACUCUGUAUAUGUCAGUAGUAGAAGGUGAGAAUGAAAUUUUUAUGUGUGCUAUUUAUUGCUAAAGAUUGUUUUGUUUGUUAUUGAUUGUUUUGUUUGUUAAAUGCUAUUUUGUUUCAAGAUUUUCAGAAGAAGUUUUUUUGUUUGUUUUUGUCUCUUGAAGCAGGACAUCAGUGUCAGUAUUUGUGUUAAACUCUAAACUUUUCAAUUUACAUACCUGCUAUUAUGGUUAUAUUUAAGCAAGAGCAUCUUAGUACAUGUUUUAUCAGUUAAUAAGAUUUCAACAAAUGGUUGAAAUUUAAUUAAUGCUUAUUGAUUUAUUGUGCAAUGUUAAAGACUUCUGUUUAGCUUUGUGUUGAACUUUAUUUUUGUCAAAGUACAUAAGCUACCUUAAUGAAACCUGGGACAUACUUACUUCUACACAUAAUCAUCUUAGUGCACAUUUCAGAUUCUAAUUUUCACUUACUGUUGCUGAGGAAACUAAUUAUGUCAGUUUUCUGCGAGACAUGUAAUUACAUGCAAUUCUUGUGAUGUUUUUGUUUCCUAAUACUAUUUUUUCUAUGUUAUACACUCAAUAUUCUUCAAAGAGAAUAGCCUAUAGCUUCCGUCAAUUUAGCUCAGAUUCUACUGAAGAGUGACAUGUUCAUCAGAAUAUUCUUUAUUUCUUAAUAAAUAACGAUUGAAUGAUUUUUGUGUUUUAUUAGGAAAUCUUUCAAUUUUCCUCCUGGGAUUCUUACCUUGAAAAAUAUUCAAUGUCCAUCCAGUUGCAUGAGAAAAGUAUGCAAAAUAGCAGUAUGAGUGGGUGCGGAAGCAUUUUACUGAUUUUCUUAAAUACGGAUAUGAAAAAUGUAAUUUUGUUGUGUGAAGUUGAAGAGUGAUUAAAUAAAGAAAUGAUUGAAGUUU
Molecule: messenger RNA, 4175 nt
Organism: Ylistrum balloti
Lineage: Eukaryota; Metazoa; Mollusca; Bivalvia; Pectinida; Pectinidae
Product: T-cell activation inhibitor, mitochondrial-like
Exons: 9
Coding region: 38-1489 (483 amino acids)
Cellular component (GO): mitochondrion
Source: RefSeq, a predicted model, not a curated record